AUGCCUGUCUAUAAGAUUGACGACCGCCAACCCAAACAACCUCCCUGGGGAGAACUUCCAUUGGAAGUCUACUUCCUCUCCGAAUGGGAAAAACCUCACCCAGAUCCCUCACAAUCCUACGAAUCCCCCGCAGACCGUCGCAAACGGCUUGUUCGCCAAUUUCUCGCAUUGGGGUUCGAAGGCAGACAGCCUUACUGCCAGAAAUCGCCACCCAUUCCAACUGAAGGUCAAAUAGACGAGAUUCUUCGACCUAUACGCCCCGAGGCACUACGCGCCUACGCUGAUGACACCGGAUCUUUAUCGGGUCUUUGGCUUCGUCUCUGCUACACUGAUGAAGAGGCUCAUAAGACUCUAUGGGCCGAAAAUGAAGAUUCAGAAUGGGUGAACAGAUGA
Messenger RNA from Penicillium arizonense, 393 nucleotides. RefSeq lists its product as uncharacterized. The transcript has 2 exons. Lineage: Eukaryota; Fungi; Ascomycota; Eurotiomycetes; Eurotiales; Aspergillaceae. The record is from RefSeq and is a predicted model, not a curated record. Bases 1 to 393 code for a protein of 130 amino acids.